Messenger RNA from Oryzias latipes (Japanese medaka), 5086 nucleotides. RefSeq names its product Rap guanine nucleotide exchange factor (GEF)-like 1 (gene rapgefl1). NCBI's taxonomy places the organism in Eukaryota, Metazoa, Chordata, Actinopteri, Beloniformes, Adrianichthyidae. Gene Ontology annotation, molecular function: guanyl-nucleotide exchange factor activity. Gene Ontology annotation, cellular component: plasma membrane. The record is from RefSeq and is a predicted model, not a curated record. Gene Ontology annotation, biological process: Ras protein signal transduction.
UCGUCAGUGUUGUGGCGCGCGCGCGCGUGUUGGCCCAGUUUCUUUCUAGGUCUCGAAGCUUUUCUGAAGUCUCGCGAUAUUUUCGGUCUCGCUGUCGUCAGGGAUUUUUCCGUUUUCAUCAAUUUUACACCGCAGACAAACGCACCUGCGCGCGCCUGCGAGAGCACGCGCAAAUGCAGCAGAUCUGCGCGGGGAGGGCGGGGAAGCGCGCGCACUCGCGAACACUUUCUAUCAUUCAGAGAAGAGAGGCGGGAGCGCUGAUCCACUGAGUGACGGUCCGGACCGUCAAAACCAGAACCGGACCCGAUAUCGCAAAAAGCGAAGCGGCGCCAGAGAAACCCCACCGCGCGUGAACGCAGCGCGCGGGCGGUUUAGGUGAGGAGGAAGAACGGAGAGCAGGGAACCGCAGGGCUCACCGCGCGCGCCCGGACCGGACGAGGUUCGGGGCUUCUUUCUCAAAGCGGGUUUUCUCCGGACGCAGCGCGCGUGCAGCGCCCGGUCCCACGCUUACGCCGUUACGCGGCGGCAGCCGGAUCCAGACCGCUGCAGAUGGGUUAGGACCGGCCGGUUCCGUCCAGAGCCGCACGUCGAACCCCUGAGGGGUCCGCACACACCUGCCCGCGCGACGUGCGCGUCCGUGAGAUGUAGAAGCCGCAGAGCCGAACCGCAGGUGCCGCUUCUGUGCGCCAGAACCCGGAGCGUCAGCCAGAACCCAGCAGAACCAUGCCGGCUGGGAUGAAGCCGCUUGAGAAGUUCCUGAAAAAGCAGACCACCGCGCUGACCCGGGCCGGGGGCUUCGUUGGGGGGGUGGGGGACAAGGCCAGCGGCGGGACCGCGGCGUCCAGGAGGAGGGCCAGCCUGUCCCGGGUCGUCCCGUUCUUCAGGGAGACGUCACCGGAGAGCGGCCACGCGCGGGAGGUCUUCAGCCCUGACAGCGAGGACCCGCCCUCCUGGCCCUGUGCAGCGGGAACCGGUCUGGUCCCGGUGGCGAGCAGCGCUAACAGCUCCGGUUCUGGAGGCGGGGACGUCCGCAGCCCGUCUCUGUCCAGCGACGAGCAGAACUCAGAGGCCAGCCUGAUCGCAGAGACCAGCGGGGGAGGGGGGACCCCCCUCCCCCCCGACACGCCGGACAACCUGGCGCUGGCGGUUCUGGACAGCGUGGCGGGGAAGCGCUUCAGCCACUGCUCAGAAACCCUCCUGGAUGACUUCAUGCUGACACAUCCCAUCUUCCUGACAGCCGACAGGCUCCAGCAGGUCCUGCUGCAGCAAUUCAGCGCCGGAGACGAGGGGGGUGGGGGGAGGAGGGACACGGAGGCGACACUGAGCGCCACCGAGAGGAAGCAGGCGGUGCUGCAGGUGGCGUUCAGGUACCUGGACACCUACAGAGAGCUCCUGCAGGAGGAGGGGGAACGCAGCAACAGCUUCCCCAAGGAACUGUGCAGGAACGCACUGCAGGACCUGAGCCAACAUCCAGAACUGGUGGAAGAUGUUCUGAAGCUGCAGAGGUGGACGGAGAUCCUGCACUGCCCCUCUGCAGAGGAGAGGGAGAGCAGGAAGAAGCAGGUCCGUCCGCUUUUCCGCCACUUCCGCCGCAUCGACGCCUGUCUGCAGCCCAGAGAGGCGUUCAGGGGCUCUGAUGAGAUCUUCUGCAGGGUGUACACCCCCGACCACUCCUACGUCACCAUCCGGAGCCGCCUGUCCUGUCGGGUCGGAGAGAUUCUGGCUCUGGUCAAAGAGAAGCUACAGUACAGCGAAGAUCAGCCGGUUCUGCCCGGAAACCUGGUUCUAGUGGCUGUAACAUCAGCAGGAGAGAAAGCGGUGUUUCGUCCGAGCGACGAGGCCGUCUUCACCACGCUGGGCGUCAACACUCACCUGUUCGCCUGCGAACCGUCUGAGCUGGACUCGCUGCUUCCUCUUCCUGAGGAGAUCCACUGGACUCCAGGCGACAGCAAACUCCACGACAUGUCAGCCGAGGAGGUCGCCAACCAGCUGGUGGUGUUCGACUGGGAGCUCUUCAGCUGCGUCCACGAGGUGGAGUUCGUUUGUUACGUGUUCCACGGCGAGCAGUCCCGCUGGCGCCCCCUAAACCUGGAGCUGGUACUGCAGCGCUGCAGUGAGGUGCAGCACUGGGUCGCCACUGAAAUCCUGCAGUGUCAGUCUCUGCCGAAGAGGAUCCAACUGCUCCGCAAGUUUAUCAAGAUCGCAGCACUCUGCAAGCAGCAGCAGGACCUGCUGUCCUUCCUCGCCGUGGUUCUGGGCCUGGACAACCCGGCCGUCAGCAGACUGCGGCUCACCUGGGAGGGUCUCCCAGGAAAAUUCAGGAAGCAGUUUCAGCUGUUUGAGAGCAUUGCUGAUCCUUCAAGGAACCACAAGUCCUACAGAGACGUGAUCACCAGCCUCAGACCUCCGCUGAUCCCCUUCACUCCUCUGCUGCUGAAAGAUCUGACGUUUCUCCACGAGAGCUGCAAGACGUUCCACGGUGACCUGGUGAACUUUGAGAAGAUGCAUAAAGUUGCUGAGAUGGUGAGGAUUAUCCGCCGGUACCGGAGCAGCCAGCUAGCCAUGGAUACGGAGACGUCCCCCUCCCACCUGCAGACCAAGGCCUACGUGCGACAGCUACAGGUGAUCGACAACCAGAACCUGCUGUUCGACAUGUCCUGCAAGCUGGAGCCCAAAGACACAUAGAGAGGAGGAGGAGGAGGAGGAGGAGCAGCGGUCUGAGCUCCUCUUCCUCGCCUUUCCGGAGCGACCACACAAGACUGGAAACCCGCUUUUAUUCUAAAACUCAUAGAAGCGGGCCCCUAACCCACGUCUGAACCCAGAGAACUGGAUUUGCUGUUGGAGCGACUGACAGUCCUGCUGCAGCCAAUCACAGCUCAUCUGCAGAGGACGCGAAAUGACGGAACCUUCUGGGUUCAGCCCAGGAACCGGUUCCACAAUGAGAAACACCGAGCCAAAGCUCCACAACAGGAGCUGAUGUCACUCUGGACUGUCUCUGCCCCCUGGAAGAACGAGUACAUCCCAAACUCAGACGUGGCGUUUUUAUCCAGAAACACGACUUUACUACCUGUUUGCUAAAGAGCACGAAAGCAGGAGAAGAGCCAUGAUUUACCUUCAACACUACAGAACCGCCGCCGGACAAACUGUGGCGUCCCGCGGGGGCGCUCUCUUCCAGGUUCCAUCCUCUCGGACCCUGAAUGCACCACGCACUGCUGGUGGGCUGAUGACGCGUUCGGGCGCACAGGACAAAUGUGUAGAUGCUGGUUUUCUACCAAGACCCGAGUCGAGAACGCAUCAGAUCCAAGCUGGUUCCUAACGUCCGGCCGCACAUCUGCCAUAAAAAUGUGAAAUAUUGCAAAUCUGUUUGGGCUGUGGUUCCGGUCCGUGGGCGCCCCAUUUCCCAGCCAGCUGUGGAUGACCUCACACUCCGGCUGCCGUCACACCCAACCGACCCGCCGACAACCGGCCGGUUCUGCAGAACGUCUUUGGCAAUAACGACAGGAAGUGGAUCCAGUCGGCCGAGCCGUCGCAUCAACGAAGCACUUUUCGCCAAACCUCAGGGCUCAAAGACAUGGAGAGGUUCUGUUUACGCUUUCUUCUCAGUUUCAGUAGAGUUUGGUUCUGUUGAGUCCAGUUGUGCUGCGAUCAGUUGGUUCUGUGUUUGUACAGCUGAUCCCACUUCAGUCAUAUUUAUAUCAAUAUUGAAAGUUGUUUUUUUGCCGUGACCGUCACCAGAGCCGAGGCCGACCUCAGAACCGAGCCGGGUUCCUGAUCCACAGCAGAACAGGUUCUGCAAUGUUCUGGUUAAAACAUCCUCGCCACACUCAUAACGCAGCAUUGAUCAGUGCAGCUCACAAGUUUGAUUCCCGGCUUCUGCGCAGGUGUUUCACCUGAGGUGGACUUGAUUGCAUCAGAACCGCAGAGGUUUCUGAGCAGAACCGCUGACUGGGUCACGUCAUCACUGAUGCGCCUUCUAAUGCCUGCAGCGGCUCUGAAACGUUCACACACAGAUGAAUUCAUCUACUUUAUUUAAUUCUUUACCUAUUUUCACAAAUCAUUAAAUUUGACGUCCGAGAAGAAAUGUGACCAAACGACACCAGACACGCUGUCUGUGGAUGAAAGCCACGAUGAUUGACCUUUGAACUUGUGAGUUCUCAGGAGAAGCUGGAGGGGCUGAUGGCGCCAGAACCUCACAGGAGGUCGGUCCUACACCCGCCAUGACACCUGAGGUUCCUGCGGUCCUCGGUUCUGGUGAUCAGUGAACUUCAUUUCCAUCUGUAUCAUAACAUCUGCCUGAUGAAGCCACGCCCCUCCAGAACCGACUCAUCCGGGUUGGAUGUGAGUCGAUUCUGGACAGAAACGUGUCCAGCAGAACCAGACCUUCCGUCCUCGGGAUGAGUCCAGACCCUCAGACUGCAGCGUCUCAGAAGCUGUUUGGACUCGAUGGGUUCUGGUUUAGUUGUGGUGGUCUUGAUCGGGUCACUUUGGUAAGGUCUGAUUCUGGUGGGUCUGAGCGUGGAACCCACUCUGCUGCUGGCUCCCUCAGAACCUCUCCCUAGGUUCUGGGCCUUUCCUCGGAUCCCUCCAGAGUUGGAGCUGGAACUCAGGUCCAACUUCUUCUAACCUCAAACUCAGACGUUCUGACCCAAACCGCUCUUCUCUGACCUCACUUCCUGUUCUGAGGAUCAUCACAGCAUCAGCUCAAACUCUGCUGGGACCCGGCGGGCAGGUGGCUGUCCACUCUGCCACCAGCACGCUAACCCCUGUACAUACUACAGCCGUGUAAAUACGCAAAUAGUAUCGGAGACUCUAUUUUACGUAAGAGAGUGGGCGGAGCUAACUCAAGGAGAACUGUUUGGUGUUUUUAUUUGUGAUGAAGACUUUCUGAAACCUUUGUUUGCCGGUUCUGUUUUCUAUCGGACCUUUCCUCGUUUGCUUUUUGUACAGCAGUGGUUGUUUACAUCAUAGAGUCCCCUCUUGUGAUGCAGUGUGAUUGGAGCACAGGUGUGAUGGGGCGGGGCUUCAUACAUUAUUGAAACACCGUUGCUUUAAACAUGAAAAUUAAAGAUAUAAGAUGAAAACAGCA